GCGCGGCCCCUCGGCCAGCUCUGCAGUGGCCAUGGCGAGGUCCCCACGCGGCGGCGGCAGCAGCAGGCGCGGCAAGUCCUACUGGAUGUGCAGCUGCGGAGGAUGGAACUGGGACUGGUGCGGCUCGUGCCCUGGCUUUGGGCAUGCGGCUCCGCCCUGGGCGCUGGGAAUGUCCCCCGCCAAAGCGAGGCCCAAGGCAGACAAGGACGGAUGGUUGGAUCAGCCGCGUGGGCGCCGUGCCCAGAGGCAGGCCCGCAGCGCGGCCUCGCGGGGAGCCUCCGCCAAGUCGCAGACCUCGGCGUCGGCAGCGAGUGGGGCGCCCAGCGGUGGAGGCGCCACGGCGAUCGAGAGGCUCCAGGCAGCAGCCGAGCAGCUCGAGGCGCUGCAGGCCGAGCCGCCUGACGGCGUGGACGGCUGCUUCACCGACGUCGUGGCUAGUCAGCUGGAGGCGAAGCGCGCCGAGCUGGUCAGGGCCCAGAAGGCGGCAGUAGAGCAGAAGGCCUCCUCCCUGCCACGGGCGGUGCAGCUCCACAGGGAGGCGAACGCCAUCAGCAAGGGUGAGAAGCGGCUCCGCGCAGCCCGCCAGGGGUUCGAGCAGAAGCAGGCGGCGCGUAGCCUCGUCGAGGCCCAGCUCCACAAGGCGCAGGGGGAGCUCGCCGAGCUCGACGCGGAGGUUGAGGAGGCGAGCCGUGCGCUCCAGGCGCUCGAGGAGGCAGCCCGCGAGGAGGCCGAGGCGCUGCGCCGCCAGCGCACUGCCGAGUGGGCAGGAGCCAGCCAGGUGCCAGGGCUCCCCAUGCAGCUGGAGAAGUUGCCCGAGGCCUGGGGCUCCAGCAACUUCGGGGUGGCCUGGGCAGCCAUCCGCGCCCAGGUGGAGGCGGGGCGGGCGCAGCUCGCGGGGGGCCCUGUGGCCCCCAAGCGCGCGCCGUGGGCUGAGUCCUGCCCCGUGGAGGUGAUCAGCAGCGACGAUGGCGAUCUCGCAGGUAGCGGUAGCUCUUGGCAGCCACAGCCAGCCGCCGAGCGGGGCCAAGCCGAGCGGCGUGGCAAGGCGCAUGGCGAGUGGCCGACGGUGGCCCAGGCAUGCCAGCGGGAGCUGGCUGCCGAGGCAGCGGAGCGCAGCCAGGGCCAACGAGUGCCUUGUGAGACCAGCGCGGCGGGCCUGCACUGGCGCGAGUGCGGCCACGCCGAGGGCGCCUUGGUGGACUCCCACGGCAUCGACGUCGGCGACCCGCCCAGGUACCUGGGGCACGCCGUUGGGCCCGGCAUCGUCCUCAUGCCCCAGGGCGCGGAGGAGAACGGGGUUCGGGCCCACGUGCUCGGCACUAGCGAGCAGAGCGACCCCAUUGGCCAAGCAGGCGCACCUGGGCACUCCGAGGCGAUGGCAACGAGGGCGGACCUGCAGCAGCCAGCCGAGCUGCCACUCAGGGAACACGCUCGGAGUCUGGAGGCGGCAGCAGCCAGGAGCGCCAGGGCCGCCACUGUGGUGCGCUGUGCCUCGCCCGCCGCCGCGGUGGUGCGGUCCCUGGGGCGGUUCGGCAGGUGCUUCGAGCCGGAGCGGAGCAUGGUCGUGGACCUCGGCGACGUGUUCGAUCCCAUAGUCCUCGGGCCUCGGGCGAUGAGCUUUAAGGCAAGCUCGGUUGCUCUGCAGGCCUCCAACCGCCAUGAGAGGCAGAAGCUCAGCUGCGACCCCCUCUGGCUGCGGCUGUGGCUCGGGGGCGCCAUCGAACAACUGCUCGGGCCAGGAAUCGAGCGGCGCGUGAAGGGGCAGCAUGCGCGAGGGGUCCACAUCUCCAACGCACGCUGGACGAUGAGGGCCUCUGGAGGCUUCGGCAGCCAGUCGAUGGCAGGCCACGCCUGGAGAGCAGCCGCUCGACGGAGCAGUGCGGCAGCCCUCUCGGCCACCGCUGUCGCCUUCAGCAUCCUGGGGCACGCGCUUAGCUACGCCUUCGCGGGUGAUGUCGAGGACGCCCAGGAGAUCGUGGCCUGCUCCAAGUGCGGCGCCUACAAGGUGCUGGGCAGCCACGCGGGAGGCACGUCUCGCCUGAAGGUGCAGUGCCCAGGGCCCAGCUACCUGACCAACAAGUCAGGCAGGAACCAGCGCAGCCUGCGGGAGCGAGGGGUCCAUCCUGGAGGCAGGCCGCGAGCGGACAAGCAAAGAGUGAAGGGAGAGGGCACCCCUGCUUUGCGCUCGCAAGGGCCGGUGCCAGGGCACGCCCAGGAGCGCUGCCUGGAAUGGCUCGGCAUGGAAGCGGAGCCUGCAGGCGAGGCCUCAGCUGCGGCCAGCAGCGCUGGCAGCGGCCCAGCGGCCCCUGCGGCGGCGCUGGCGGAGGAGGCUGCGGCUGCCAGCCUGCCCCAGCAGCGUCCAGGCCCGACGUGCGCUGGCCACCUCGGCGCGAACGAGGCGAGGCCCAAGGCGGACAAGGACGGCUGGGUUGACCAGCCACGUGGGCGCCGUGCCCAGAGGCAGGCCCGCGGCGCGGCCUCGCGGGCAGCCUCCACCAAGUCGCAGACCUCGGCGUCCGCGGCGAGUGGGACGCCCAGCGGUGGAGGCGCCACGGCGAUCGAGAGGCUCCAGGCGACAGUCGAGCAGCUCGAGGCGCUGCAGGCCGAGCCCCCUGACGGAGUGGACGGCUGCUUCACCGACGUCGUGGCCAGGCAACUGGAGGCGAAGCGUGCCGAGCUGGUCAAGGCCCAGAAGGCAGCAGCGGAGCAGAAGGCCUCGUCCAUGCCGCAGGCGACGCGUCUCCGCAUGGAGGCGAACGCCAUCAGCAAGGGGGAGAGGCGGCUCCGAGCAGCCCGCCUGGAGCUCGAGCAGAAGCAGGAGGCGCGCGACCUCGUCGAGGCCCAGCUCCAGAAGGCCCAGGAGGAGCUCGCGGAGCUCGACGCGGAGGUGGAGGAGGCGUGUUGUGCGCUCCAGACGCUCGAGGUGGCAGUCCGCGAGGAGGCUGAGGCGCUGCGCCGCCAGCGCGCGGCCGAGUGGGCAGGUGCCAGCCAGGUGCCAGGGCUCCUCCUGCAGCUGGAAAAGUUACCUGAGGCGUGGAGCUCCAGCAACUUCGAGGCGGCCUGGGCAGCCAUUCAGGCCCAGAUGGAGGCAGUGCGGGCGCAGCUUGAGGGAGGCCCCGCAGCCCCCAGGCGUGCGCCGUUGGCAGAAUCCUGCCCCAUGGAGGAGACCAGCAGCGACGAUGGCGAUCUCGCCGAUGGCAGCAGCCCCUGGCAGCCCCAGCCAGUCGCAGGGCGAGGCCAAGCAGAGCGGCGCGCCAAGGCGCUGGGCGAGUGGCCGACGGUGACCCAGGCAUGCAAGCGGGAGCUGGCAGCAGAGGGAGUCGAGAGCGACCCGCUAGGCCUCCGCAGCAUGGGCGUCCGCGACUCGCCCAGGGGCCAAGAGAGUGCUGCAGGGCCCAGCGGUGACCUCUUCCUCCUGAACGCCGAGGUGAACGUGUUUGGGGCCAUGGAGUUCGGCACUAGCGACUGGGGCGACCUCAGUGACCAAGCUGGUCUACAUGGCGACCCUGAAGCAACUUCAGUGCUGCAGCGGCGCCUCGCGAAUUCCCAGAUGCAGGAUGGGGGCAUGAGCUCAGCCUCCUGGGGAGCAUGGGCCAAGCUGGCCAGGCAGAAGGGCGGCAGGCUCGCCCACAGUUGUACGAAGGCGGGGCCGCCCCUGCCAGUGGGGUACUCAGAGGCCAGCAGGCCUGUGGCAGGCAUGAUUGCAGUCGGAAUGCAGGAGGCCGACGGGCAGGCCCCCUUGCAGCAGGAUGGCAUCAGGUCUGGAGCUGGAGUCGGCAGCUGGGACGUCCGAUGCUCGACGUUGCAGCUCCUCAGCCUGAAGGUGCUACAGGCGCGCGAGGAGCAGCCCCAGGCCCUCGAGGCCGCAGCAGGUGAGCGCCGUGCCUCGCCUGUCUACGCAGUGGCGCGGACCCUGGGGAUCGGCGACUGGCACCUGGACCUCGGAGACGCGUUCAACCCCAGGUUCCUUGAGCUGCGGGCGAUGGGCGCGGGAGCAAGCACGCCCGCUCAGCAGCAGGCCUGCAGCCGCCAUGUGAGGCGGGUCCCCUUCUGCAGGCCCCAUUUGCUUCGGCAGUGGCUCGGAGACGCCAUCGGGCUGGUGCUCAAGCCAGGAGUCGGGUGGUGCUUGUGCGCGCGGCGUGCACGCGGAGGAGGAGCAGGCGGAUUCGACAGCGAGCAGCUCAUCAAUGGCUCAGACUGGAUCAGCGGAGGGCGCCCACCUGCUGGCGAGAUCGGCCAGGCGCAGUCUGUGGCAGCGUCGGUGCCCCAGCGGGCUGAUGAGGCCCCAGGCUGCGGCGCUCCUGCCAUGCGGCCCCGCCUGGAGGACAGCCGCUCGGCUGGGAGCAGUGCGGCCGCCCUCUCGGCCACCGCGUUAGCCUUCAGCGUCCUGGGGCACGUGCCCAGCUACGCCUGCGCGGGCGAAGGCGAGGGCGCCCAGGAGAUCGUGGCGUGCACCAAGUGUGGCGCCUACAAGGUACUGGGCGGCCGCGCAGGAGGUAAGUCGCGCCUGAAGGCGCAGUGCCCAGGGCCCAGCUACCUGACCAACAAGUCGGGCAGGAACCAGCGCAGCCUGUGGGAGCGUGGGCUACACCCUGGAAACGCCCAGGAGCGCUACCUGGAGUGGAUAGGCAUGGAGGCGGAGCCCGCGGGCGGAGCCUCGGCCGCGGCCAGCAGUUCGGGCAGCGGCCCAGCGGCGCCCGCGGCUGCGCAGGAAGUGGAGGCAGCGGCAGCCAGCCAGACCCAGCAGCAGCCAGGGUCGAGCGCGGGCGCCCUUGGAGCUGGCGAGGCAGCCGGGGAGGUGCUCGCAGCCACGGGAGCCGCAGCCAGCGGCGGCCUGGCGAGCCGCAGGGUCCGCCGCCGCCUGGCGCGCCGUGGCUCGGAAAACAUAGAGUUCUACUUGGAGGGGCUCAGCGGCGAGGGGGAGCCUGCAGGCAGAGCCUCAAUCGCGGCCAGCAGCUCGGGCAGCGGCCCAGCGGCCCCGCGCCAGUGCAGACAGCGGAGGCGGCGGAGGUGA
Messenger RNA from Prorocentrum cordatum, 5014 nucleotides. Lineage: Eukaryota; Dinophyceae; Prorocentrales; Prorocentraceae. The record is from the annotation of a GenBank genome assembly.